AUGGCGACCCCGAAGUCCAAGGUCCUGCCCAUUGUCCCGCUGGCUGUCCCGUCCGCCCUCUUCCCCGGCGUGACCCUCAACCUGCCCAUCGUCAACCGCGCCGAUGUUGCCUCUCUCCUCGCACACAUCUACAGCCGCGCCGCAAGCCCCAAGACCGAUGCUCCCGUCACAAUAGGCUGCGUGCCGCUGAAUUCGCCGCUUCUGUCGCGCGACGGCCAACGCCUCAUCGACGCCGAUGCCGCAGCCAAGAAGAAGGCCACGAGGCCCGAAGCCAAAGACCCUGUCCACACCACGAAGGACGACCUGUUUUCCUUCGGCACUGUUGCCAAGGUCUCGGGCGUACAGGGCCGCGGCCAGGGUGAGCUGAGUCUCCUUGUCGAGGGCAUCAGCCGCUUCAAGGUCCAGAAUGUCAUCCAGGAGCGACCCUACUUUGAGGCGGAAUUGGUCCAUCUGGAAGACGAAUUCGUCAAUCCCACCGACGCCACCAUGCUGAACCUCUUCUCCGAGCUCAAGCAACUGUCGCGCGAGUACCUUGCUCUCGUGCGCCUGUCAUCCAUUCUGCCUCGCAUGAACAUUACGAUAACACCUUUGAUGGCACGGCGGUUGGAGUUGUUCAUUGCGAAGAAAGAUGUUUCCGAAGCCGGCCUGCUGGCCGACGUCAUGGCUGCCAAUGCCGUCGAGUGUACACAUGAGGAGAAGCUGCGCGUUUUGUCUGCCGUUUCGGUCAAGGAUCGCGUGCAACGCGUCAUCGAGAUACUGCAGAAGCAGAUACAGACCAUCCAGGGAAGCAGCCGGAUGCUGGCUGUCGGCGCCGCCAAGCAGUCGACCGGCAUCGAUGCCGAGAGGAUCGAGAGAUGGAACAAGGCACGGUUAAGAAUGCCCAACAACCUCAGCAACAUGAGCGGCUUUCCCGGAUUCCCUGGGUUUCCCGGCGGCAAUACUGGGGCCGGCAGCCAGGAGGAGGGCAACGAGCUGGAUGAGCUGAAGAAGAGAUUGGACGAGGUCAAGAUGAGCCCCGAGGCACAGAAGGUUGCGCAGCGCGAGCUGCAGAGGUUGCAGAAGAUGAACCCUGCUCAGGCUGAAUACCAAGUCUGCAGAAAUUACCUCGAGAACCUCGCCGACAUUCCUUGGUCCAAGUUGACCGAGGAUCAGCUGGAUGCACAGACCCUGGCAAGAGCGAGGAAGCAGCUCGACGACGAUCACCACGGCUUGGAGAAGAUCAAGAAGCGUCUGCUUGAAUACCUCGCCGUUCUCAAACUCAAGCAGUCCGUCAACGCGGAUAUCGAGGCUCAAAUCAAGAUGCUCUCUGAGUCCACCUCCACGGACAGCUCAAAGGACUCCAGGGAUGAGCCCGAGGAGAAGACGGUGCCUGAACAGGAGGAGACUUCUCUAGUGAAGGCAACCCCGAAGGAUCCAAGCGAGGCUGAACUUCGCCUGCUAGAGAAGAAGCGCAUGGUCGACAAGUCACCGAUCCUACUUCUUGUUGGUCCUCCAGGCACCGGCAAGACCAGCUUAGCCAAGUCUGUGGCAACGGCCCUUGGCCGCAAGUUCCACCGCAUCUCCCUAGGUGGGGUGCGUGACGAGGCCGAAAUCCGUGGUCAUAGAAGAACCUACGUUGCUGCCAUGCCUGGUCUGAUCGUGCAGGGACUAAAGAAGGUGGGCGUUGCCAAUCCGGUCUUCCUGCUUGAUGAGAUCGAUAAGAUUGGCAUGUCAAAUCACAAUGGCGACCCAUCGGCGGCAAUGCUCGAGGUCUUGGAUCCAGAGCAGAACCACACCUUCACCGACCAUUACAUCAACAUCCCUAUCGACUUGAGUAAGAUCCUCUUCAUUGCUACAGCGAACACACUAGACACAAUCCCGCCUCCUCUUCUCGACCGGAUGGAAACCAUUCAGCUCUCUGGCUACACGACCUUGGAGAAGAGGCACAUUGCCACACGGCACCUGCUUCCCAAGCAAAUAAUGACCAACGGACUUGGCUCAGACAAAGUUCUCUUGCCUGAAGACGUCAUUGACAAGAUAAUCGCAUCGUACACGCGGGAGUCGGGCGUCAGGAACUUGGAACGGGAGCUGGGAAGUGUGUGCCGGUACAAAGCAGUGGAGUAUGCCGAGGCCAUCGACGCCCACAGCCUGCAGUUAUAUCAGCCAGAGGUGAAUGCGGAGGACCUUGAGAAGAUCCUAGGCGUCGAAACUUUUAGCGAGGAACUCGCUGAAAGGCAUUCUCGGCCUGGCGUUGUAACCGGCCUGGUGGCUUAUAGUACCGGUGGGCAAGGAAGCAUCUUGUUCAUCGAGAUUGCGGACAUGCCGGGCACUGGUCGCGUCCAGCUUACUGGCAAGCUUGGCGACGUGCUCAAGGAGUCGGUCGAAGUGGCGCUCACUUGGGUGAAGGCGCACGCGUAUGAGCUCGGUCUUUCGGCCAGCCCGGACAUGGAUAUCAUGAAGGAGCGCAGCAUCCACGUCCACUGCCCGUCGGGUGCCAUUCCCAAGGACGGCCCCUCGGCUGGUCUUGCUCACACGAUCGCUCUCAUCUCCCUCUUCUCGGGCAAGCCGGUGUCUCCGCGCCUGGCGAUGACCGGCGAGGUCUCGCUGCGUGGACGGGUGCUGCCGGUAGGCGGCAUCAAGGAAAAGCUGAUUGGAGCGUUGCGCGCGGGUGUCGAGGUUGUUCUCCUGCCAGAAAGUAACCGCAAAGAUGCCAAGGAUCUACCUGACGAGGUCAAGAACGGGAUUCGCAUCGAGCACGUUUCGCACAUUUGGGAGGCGAUGCGGCACGUAUGGCCUGAGGCGAGGUGGCCGGGCGAGAAGGGGUGGUCUGCGCUGGAGAGCAGACUGUAA
Diplodia corticola is the source of this 2829-nucleotide messenger RNA. RefSeq names its product atp-dependent protease la. Bases 1 to 2829 code for a protein of 942 amino acids. Gene Ontology annotation, molecular function: ATP binding; ATP hydrolysis activity; ATP-dependent peptidase activity. Lineage: Eukaryota; Fungi; Ascomycota; Dothideomycetes; Botryosphaeriales; Botryosphaeriaceae. Gene Ontology annotation, biological process: protein catabolic process; protein quality control for misfolded or incompletely synthesized proteins; protein processing. The record is from RefSeq and is a predicted model, not a curated record. The transcript has 2 exons. Gene Ontology annotation, cellular component: peroxisomal matrix.